AUGGCGACUCCGCUUUCUGGUACAGCGAUUAUCACUGGGGGAAAUGGGUCACUUGGAUCUUCAAUAGCCAUCGCCAUCGCCAAAGCGCAGCCUUUUGUGCAUCUGCUACUACUGGCACGGGAUAUCCGCUCCGAUAGCGUCAAAGAACUGAGAGACAAGAUCCGUUUGAUCGGACCCCGGUCGAUUGAAGUAGCAAGAGUGGACCUGACAAGUUUCAACUCCGUCAUCAGCUUUACAGAGAAUACAGUGGAAAGGGUGCAAAACAAAGAGAUCCCUCCGGUGACACUGCUGAUUAACUGCGCUGCUGUUGCGUCCUACAUCGCCGACCAAGUAACACGAGAUGGAUUCGAUCCCGUCUACCAGACCAACUGUAUUGCUCCGUUCCUCUUGACCAUCGGUUUGCUGGAGGCGUUCCGAGCGGGCGAUGGAACACCAAACGGCGGAGUGAGGGUGAUCAACGUUGGUUGCUCAUCCAUGUCGAAAGGCUCUUUGGAUUAUUUCGACAAACAUGAUUUUGGAAAUCAACAACCGGGGACGCCAUUGUCCUCGAAGGAAGGGAAUGCACGCUUUGGAAGUAGCAAAUUAAUCAUGAGCGCGGCCAUGUACGCCUUGCGUCGGAGUCUGGUACUCAAUGGCAAAAUUCCCUUGAACAUAUUUACCCUGGAUCCCGGUGGAUUGACAGGAGAGAGCCAUUUAACGGAGAACGCACCUCGGUCGGUCCGAAUGGCACACCAGACGCGGUCUGGACUCCGGCCAUUCCUGCGGGUGUUCUCUAAAAGUGCCAUUAAUAACCCUAGUGUCCCAGCCAAGGUAAUCACAAAAGUCGCAUUCCAGAGAGAUACUGUGGAGCAAUGGGGAAGGGAGCGAUAUUAUAUCUUGGACAACGACUACGAGGCCGGAUCCGUCAUUCCGGUGCUUCGAGACCCGCCUAAAAUGGAGGCAUUGCUUAAGAAGCUGAUGGGACAAAUUGAGAUCGGUGUCAAGGGUAUGGGGUCUCCCCAGUCCAGGAUAUCACGGAUCAAUUGA
Aspergillus bombycis is the source of this 1026-nucleotide messenger RNA. RefSeq names its product glycosyltransferase family protein. The record is from RefSeq and is a predicted model, not a curated record. The transcript is spliced from 2 exons. Bases 1 to 1026 code for a protein of 341 amino acids. NCBI's taxonomy places the organism in Eukaryota, Fungi, Ascomycota, Eurotiomycetes, Eurotiales, Aspergillaceae.